Messenger RNA from Anopheles coustani, 903 nucleotides. Its product is annotated as transmembrane protease serine 9. Gene Ontology annotation, molecular function: serine-type endopeptidase activity. The coding region runs from base 1 to 903 and encodes 300 amino acids. The record is from RefSeq and is a predicted model, not a curated record. Gene Ontology annotation, biological process: proteolysis. The transcript has 3 exons. NCBI's taxonomy places the organism in Eukaryota, Metazoa, Arthropoda, Insecta, Diptera, Culicidae.
AUGCUCGUGGCCGUCCAGAUGCGGUGGUGCCUGGCGUCGGUUGUGUUGACCCUCAGCCAGCUGACGAACAUUGAAGGGCAGAUAAGUCUAUCGUCGGUUCCGUGCGGUGGUCAGCAGCAACAACGGAUCGUCGGUGGAUUAGACUCGAGCCGGGGUCAAAUUACCUACAUCGCCAGCCUUACCAAACGCGGUGGUCACUACUGCGGAGCGUCGAUCGUCAACGAUCGUUGGCUGCUAACGGCGGGUCACUGUGUAUGCAGUGCAGUCAACAAGGUGCUCCGGGCGAACCAGAUACGGGCGGUGCUUGGGCUGUACCGCAUGUCGGAGUUUGCCGGAAAUCGGAUCGAUCGUGCCCUCGGUGGGGACGGUGCGUACGAGAUGGGCCUGCGGACGAUCGUGCCACAUCCGGGCUAUGUGUGCAACAAGCCGUCGAACGACAUUGCGCUGCUGGAAAUGACUCAACGGAUCGAUUUUACGCCCACCGUGCGUCCGAUUUGCUUGUCGAGCGGUGCGGACGCAUCGGCCCGUGUUGAAGGACGGACGGCCGUCGUUGCAGGCUGGGGUUGGCAGCAGGAAAAUCGUAAUCUCGGCGACAAAGCGGACACUCUGCAGCGCGCCGUGGUUGAUGUGUUCCCCAACGAGGAGUGCGAAAGUAUGUACCGGCGUGGGAACCGAUCGCGCACGAUCGCGCGUACGCAGCUGUGCGCAGGGAAGGGUACGGGAGGGGUUGAUGCGUGCUGGGCUGAUUCUGGUGGGCCGCUAGUGACGAGCGAUAACGUGCUGAUCGGUAUCGUGUCGACGGGUAUUGGUUGCGCCAGGCCAGGCUUUCCCGGAAUUUACACGCGAGUUAGUGAGUACGCUGGCUGGAUUGUCACUGUGAUUGACCGGUUUAACGGAAGCUAA